Molecule: messenger RNA, 1827 nt
Organism: Ambispora leptoticha
Lineage: Eukaryota; Fungi; Glomeromycota; Glomeromycetes; Archaeosporales; Ambisporaceae
Source: the annotation of a GenBank genome assembly
AUGGCUGUGAAAAACACUGACUUGAAACGCGAGAGUAUAGAACUUCUCAUGGACACUUCCUCUAAAAUUACAGAGACAAACAACAACAAUACGUCUUUUUCAAGUAACGAAGCCCUUAUUCCAAAAUUAAAGACAUCGACACCAUCUAUUGGUCAACUACCGAAAAAUGUGGUCGCUAUUUUUGUGGUACGCUUUGAUACUAAGCAUGGAAACACCAUUGAAUGGCAGCAUCCUAAAGAUUUUGACCUUAAUGGCGUGGAAUUUUCUGCAAUGCCAAGCGGAUUACAUUUAAUGAAAAAAGAUAUCAUAUAUUUUGUAAGACCUCCAUAUAUCGGUCUGAGCGUCUACGAAAACGUCCCCACCUUUGAUCAAUCCCAAGACCGUGGUGCCCACAUGGCAGCCGUAGGAAUACUAGUUACGAAAACAUCUGAAACAGAAAUAUACGGUCAACCAUGGAGACACGUGGAAUUUUUACAGAGUCAGGUCAGACAACAUGUAAACGUUUCAAGUGACUAUUCUGUAUUAGAAGGAUUCUUUAGUGAACAUGGCUGUUUGAAAAAUAAUCAUGGUAAUGAUAAUAUUAUUAGCAGAUCAUUACUAUCAUCUUCAUCACCACGUCAUUCAUUGAAAAAUACAUAUUUUUCAGCGUCGAUGAUGACUGCCAUUGGCAGUAACGGAAUAAUCAAUGAUGAAAUCUCUUAUCUGAAUCAUCAGGAAUUGUCAAAUUCGCCUUCACAUCCUGCUCACCAUUUCUCGAGUUUUAUACAAUACUUUGGCCCUUCAAUCUUUGUUCUUUGGAAAGCGGCCAUACUAAAUAAACGUAUACUGUAUUAUUCAGCACCACCUGUUGAGACUGGAUGUCAUUUUGUAUAUGGUACUUGCCAAUUAGUAAACUUUUCUGACAACAUCAAGCAAAUAAUACAUGGCGGAGACGGAGCAGAAAAAAAUCAACUGCAACCGUUGUUUAAUAUCGGCGUACAUGAAAUCGACAUGAUAAAAUCAAUGAAAAAUGGGGUUGUGGCAUGUACAACAGAUCGAAUAUUCCAAAGCAAACAAAACUUGUACGACUUACUAAUUAACUUCUCGUCAGAGACCGCAGAAGCAUCAUUAUCAAACACCACCUCUUUCUCAUCAGCCGCCACCACAUCAAAAUCUUCUCCAUCAUUUGUUCCCUCACCUGAUCCUUCAUCUUUAAUGCAAAAAUUAAUCACUUUAAAUUCGGCCGAUUUUCAACGUUACCGUGAUUUGUCAAAGUUGCUUGGGCCACAUGGUGACAACAAUAGAGAAGAAGAAUGGAGGCAGUAUAGUCUGAUAGAGCAUUGGCAGAGAAUAUUAAAUAACUGGCUUGGAGGAUACGGAGGCGGAAAUACUAGCAAUAUAGGAUACCUAAGAUUGAAUAAUAUCGAUGACGAAGAUGGAGAUGAAGCAAGAGUGUCUCGAGACAUAGCUGAAGACGGAACAUUCAAUAGUCUAACGACGAUCGUUCCGCCAAAAGAUGCACAUGACAUUGAAAUUGAACUGACAAACUAUUUCAACACGUUGACAUCGAAUCUUCUCAGUGAACUAAAUUCUAUGAUCACCACGCUGAGCGUUUUCGAAUCCGACGAUGAUCAUCUUAUUUCCAUAUACCCCGAACACAUGAGCACAUUGGGAUUAGACGCACGAGCGGAUUGUCUAUUCAUUAAAGAACUUUGCAGAAUUUAUUUUGGAAAAGAAGUUCAGGUGGUUGGAACUGGAAGUGGUCGUGUCAUCGUUGGGAAUGAGGGCAUGGUCGAAACUAAUGUACUCUAUACUCUAUAUGAUACUUUGUGUAUGUUUGUGGAGAUG